Messenger RNA from Linum trigynum, 3977 nucleotides. The record is from the annotation of a GenBank genome assembly. NCBI's taxonomy places the organism in Eukaryota, Viridiplantae, Streptophyta, Magnoliopsida, Malpighiales, Linaceae.
CGACCCGAUUAUAUAUUAUUCACAUUAUAUAUAUAUAUAUAUAUAUAUAUAUAUAUAUAUAUAUAUCACUUCAAAAGAAACGUUUCAGAUGACAAGGGAUUCCAACUAUAAUGAUCAUGCAAUCAUGGACCCACUUAAAAAAUAAAGUUAUUGAACAACACUAUACUAUCAUAUGUGUUUUAUUAGUGGCAGAAUCUAAUAUGUGUAUGGUUGUAGUGAUUGAAUAAAAGAUACCCACCCACUCAAACCAAAUUAGGUCAUCCUGAAUUAAAGUAGUUCCCUUUUCUUUCUUCUUCCUUUUAAUCUUAUUUUCUUGUCUUUGCCCUGUCCUUUCAAUUCCUCAUCAUCAUGAUCUCCUUUACUUCUUCAUGUGUUUAUACGGUUAGAUCGGGCAGUCAUCCACGAUCGUUCGAUGCACAUGGUAGUUGUCAUUAACAAAUGCGUUACUGUAUUCUUUCAAUGAUUAACUGUCGCCGGAUACAUGGUCCAACGGUUUAACGAUGUACUUAUGCCAAAGACUAUAUAAAACAUGUGAACAUAAUCAUGGCAAUUGACCCCAUCUCCUCCUCUUCUUAUAUCCAAGUAUUGAUAACAAUCCUCAUAUUUCCAUUCACUCCCGAAACUACGAAAUCGAGUGAAUCAUUCCGGGUAAUAUAUUAUUUAGGAUAAAAGAGGAAAAGGAAAGAUUUUUCCACUCUAAAUUCAAGAUAAUUUAAUUAAUUAUUAAGAUCCUCUCUUUAAUUCCAAUUAUCUAAAAGCAUCUUGUUUGAGUUAGGGCACACACUUGCUCCACACCAGCCUUUUCCUCUGCCACUUUAUUGCAUAUAUUUUCUCCUCUUUCUUUUUUCUUCAAAAUGCAAUUAUUUCUCUUGUUUUUGUUUUAAUGGGUGAGCAAGCUUUACAGGUAGAAGAAGAAAAAGCGUGAUUAUGAGGUUGAUGGCAAGUAAGUUGGCUAGAUGAUGAUAAUUUAUCAGUUAAGUCUGUUUGAGAAUUGAGACAAGUACCCAGAAUAUUCCUGCUCUCUCUGUUGGUACUCCUAACUCCUCAAAGUAUCCGAAAGGUCCAGCAUCCUGCCCUCGACCUCCCCAGACCUUUAAACUAUUGCAGCCAUCCAUGGUAGAAUGACCAUGGAUUAUGAAAUCUUAUUGGAUUUAUUCAUCCUGACUCGUGACUGCCGUGUAAUACCCGAUUCGUAGUAGUGUGGAGCAAGAUAUAUGUAUCUACUUUCGACUCAUUCUAUUCCGCAUCGUUCUUGGGCCGUUCUAUUUCAAUUUCUUACAAUAUCUAUUUAUAUUUCUAUUAUUUUGAUUUUUCUUCAAUGGUUGAUCUUUCAACUAAUUAGACUCAAUUAUCCAUUUUAUUAUCACUAUUUUUCAUUCAUAAAGUUUUUUUAACUCAUUCAUAAAGUUUUUUCCAUUCAUUUUACCGUAAAAAUUAAAAAAAAUUGCGUGUAUUUUUCUCAUAUAAUUUGUAAGAGUAGGUCGAUCCAUCUCUUCCCCUACCCAAAAGAGUAUGACCCGCCCGACCCUACAUAUAUGAGUAUUGAGCAGUGUUAUCAAAGCCGAACCGGCCGGCCCGACCAGCAAAAUCGGCACCCGGUCGCCAAACUGACUCGUCACAACUAUUUUGCCAGAAUGAUUUUUUGGGACGGUCGACUAGCGGCCGAGACAGUUAACCGCUCGGGCCGAUUUUCCCAUUCUGGUUGGUUGGUUUUUAAUUAAAAAAAAAUCGAAAACUGAAAGGAGAGGGGAAAAUGUCGGGCUGUCCAACAAUGUCUCUCGUGAAAACUGAACAGACAAGGGGAGCGCCGCUUCCGUCGCCGCUAGCCCCCAUCACUAGUUCCGUUCGCGUUCCCCGUCACCACCACCUGUCGCCACUACCCAGCGCCGCUUCUCGUCGCAAUCCCUGUCACCACUCCACGCUCGUCGAUUUGGGGAGCUCCUGUUGGCGAGCGCUAGCGCCGGCCAACCCGGCGACCUCUCCUUGGGUGAGCAUGAAUCCGUGAACAAGAUGGGGAAGGCCAAAGGAAGCAGAGGUGAAAGCAAGAGAGGGAGAAUGAAACGAGAGAGAGAAGGAGGGUGGUGUUGAGCGGCGUCUCUUGGGGUGGGGCCAGAGUUUUUUAGUUGUUAAUAUAUAUAUAUAUAUAUAUUAGCUUUUAUCCUACCCGUUGGUCGGAUGAAUUUUGUUUUAUUUUACGGUAAAUACAAUAUAUUAGCCACAACUAUUAUGAAGUGGAGAAUUAUAACCACAACUAUGGAAAUUCAAAUUAUUAGCCAAACGUUAACUAUCUGUUAACAAUUUCGUUAGUAAUACUCACUAAAUUUUAUGUUUUAAAGUUAUAAAUUAAAAGCAUUCCGACUUGACCGCUGCCGUGGCCGAUGACGUGGCAUUCUCUGUCAAAAAUUCAAUAAUAGUAACAGACAGUUAGCCAUAUCUUGACCCGCAAGAAUAGUUAUGGCUAAUAAUUUGAAUUUUCAUAGUUGUGGCUAUAAUUCCCCGCUUCAUAAUAGUUGUGGCUAAUAUAUUGUAUUUACCCUUUAUUUUAUUAUUGAUCAAUUUCUUCGUUCUUUUAAAUAAUUUGAGAUUUUCUAAAAUAUUUAAAUCAUUAUUUCAAAGUAAUCUUUAUGGUAUUUGUUGAUUAUAACAUUAGCGAUAAUUAGUUCAUGUAUAUUUUUUUAUCAAGUCGUCCUAGUAUACUGUUGUGUAUUUUUUUAUAUCUUAGAAGAAAUUUGCGAACUUUUUAUUGUCGGAUAUGAAUUUGGAUUUGGAGGAAAUAUAUAUCAUCUAGAAUUGGUAGAAAUUGAAGAUAUAUUUAAAAAAUCAAAAGAAUAACGAAAAGAUUAUGCCUAGAAAUCUCAAAUAUGUAAGAACACAAAAAAAUAAUUCUUAUUGUAUAAAUUAAGAUAAAUUAGUGUAUAGACUUGUUUGAAUAAUAAGUGGGGGUUAUUAAGUGUUUGAUAGCAACAAAAGUUAAGAAAAUUCAAACAUUAUAAUAACUUAAAUUUUACUCUACCAAUACGACCUUUGACUUUUAUGUGGAGUUAAUAACAUAAAUUAUCACUCUAUUAUCCAUUUUUCUCAAAUCUAUCCCUCUACUAUUUUUCACAUCAACACAUGUGCGCUUACUAUAUAGUAUAUACGUUUAACAAAUUAAAUUUAUUCCCAUUUUGUGGCUUAUCUUCUCCGGCUGCAACUCACAACAACUAAUAGACACAAUCAGGGGCGGACGCACGGAGGUUUAAGGGUGUCCCCGGACACCCCUAAAUUUUGGAUAAACGAUUAUUCAACCCACGGUAGUAAUUUACGUAUGGAUAAAAAAAUUAUAACUGGUAGUGAGGAACACCCCUGAAAUUUGAGAAAAUGAUUAUUCCAAUGUCAUUUUAUAAAUUUGUGUAUGGGAAUAUAAGUGAUAGGUUGGGUAAUUCAAACCUAGAGCACUAUUAUUAUUAACAAACUUAAUUUCCAUUAAACUACAACUCAUUUGUUGUUUGAAUUUGAACAUUGUAACAUAGUAAAAUGUCAUUCCCUAUUUCUAAUUAUUUUCAAAAUAUAGCAAUUAAACUAAUUUCAACCUACCCUUAAUUUGUUGUUUGAAUUUGAACAUUGUAACAUAGUAAAAUGUCAUUCCCUAUUUCUAAUUAUUUUCAAAAUAUAGCAAUUAAACUAAUUUCAACCUACCCUUAAUGUCAUUCCCUAUUUCUGAUUUUAUAGUUGUACGACAAGUGUUGAAAGAUUUUUCAGCUUUGGGUUACAUCAAGAACAAAUUUACAAAUCGAAUAUGCGAUAAGUUCGUGAAUGAUUGUCUAGUAGAGUAUAUAGAGACAAUUUUUUUUAACACUCUAGACACCAAGUGUAUUCUACAAUUAUUUCAGAAUAUGAAAACACAUAAUGGACUUUUUUAACCUGUACGAGUAAGGUAUUUUCUAAUUUACAAUUUUAUUUUUAUUAAUUAUUUUUACUAAAUUUAUUUUUUAAAA